AUGAGUUGGAGUUCAGCGUUGCAUGGAACAAGCCCGAAUGGGGACAAGAAGUUUAAGGGAGUUCGGCGUCGGAAAUGGGGGAAGUGGGUGUCGGAGAUUCGUGUUCCGGGGACGCAGGAACGCUUGUGGUUGGGAACCUACGCCACGCCGGAGGCUGCGGCGGUGGCUCACGACGUUGCUGUCUAUUUUCUAAGGAGACCUUCAAAGUUGGACAAACUUAACUUCCCCGAAACCUUGUCUUCUUACUGUGUUCAGCAUAGGGACAUGUCUCCUAGGUCUGUUCAGAAGGUGGCUUCCGAUGCUGGCAUGGAUGUUGAUGCCAGAAACAUUGUUGCGGGGGAAACGUCGACGGUGGCAGAAACAUACGAGAAUGAAAAGAGGAUUGGUGGUGAUGAUGAUCACGUGCACAAUAGUAGUGUUGAUGAUUUGUUGUGGUGGGAUAUCGAUGGCUUGGGGGAUGAUGAUUUUGUGACUUGCAAUGCAAGUUGCGAAGGGGAGGCCUUGAGCGUUUCCAUUGAAGAUUAUGGAGCUUUGUGGAAGAGUUUAUGAACAAUUAAGAGUGUUUUUAACUUAUUUCAAUAAAAAUUUUGGCAUGACUUAUCAAAAUGAGUUUAUUUUGCUUAUUUCAAUAAGCUUCUUUGAUAAAUUCAUGAUGAUAUAAGUCAUUCUUUAAACCCAUUUAUUGAAUAAGUGUUUAAAUAGUAUUCAAACGCUUCGUGUAUUGAAGCUUCAACUAUAGUGAUCCUUUUAGAUCUAGAAUAUUAUGUGUAUAGAUUAUGGAUUAGUAGUUACGGUAAGAAGUAAUUAGUGUUCGUGUAUAAGGGCAAUAAGAGAUCAACAUGCUUCUGAGACUAUGUUUGUGGCUUGUGCUGCGUUUUCAAAGCAAAGGAAAAUGAAACUACUAAACGAAAAUUGAAACG
Molecule: messenger RNA, 920 nt
Organism: Abrus precatorius (Indian licorice)
Lineage: Eukaryota; Viridiplantae; Streptophyta; Magnoliopsida; Fabales; Fabaceae
Product: ethylene-responsive transcription factor ERF020
Exons: 1
Coding region: 1-549 (182 amino acids)
Biological process (GO): regulation of DNA-templated transcription
Molecular function (GO): DNA-binding transcription factor activity; DNA binding
Source: RefSeq, a predicted model, not a curated record